GACGCCCGUGAACACACUCUCGUCCGCUUCGCAAGAUGACUUGCACAGAUCGGCGUCUUUGCUCUAGCUUCCCUAAUCGUCCUUCCCUCUACGCGCCCGAUCUUGCCGACGGAGGCGAUGGUGGCGGUACCCGCGGUGAGGUUCCCGAUGUCCGGCCUCGCACGGCUGCUUGGCGUGGCCGCGGCAGCGGUCAUCGUCGUCUGGGCCGUCCACUUCCGCGGCGGUAUGGCGCUCUCCGCCGAGAAAGACAAGCUUCUCAUCUUCAACGUACACCCUGUGCUAAUGCUGAUUGGAUUGGUAGUCCUGAAUGGCGAAGCUCUUUUGGCGUACAAGACAGUGCCAGGAACCAAGAAACUGAAGAAGUUAGUACACAUUACAUUGCAGUUCCUUGCCAUGUUUUUGAGUCUAGUUGGCCUCUGGGCUGUCUGGAAGUUCCACGAUGAAAAAGAAAUUGACCACUUGUACACACUCCACUCCUGGUUGGGCCUUUCUUGCAUCAUCAUCUUCAGCUUGCAGUGGGCUGCUGGUUUUUUGACCUUCUGGUACCCUGGAGGAUCGAGAAGCGACAGAGCGUCCCUGCUCCCCUGGCAUGUGUUCUUGGGUGUAUUUCUCUAUGUUCUUGCCAUCGCCACAAGCGUGACUGGACUUCUGGAGAAGUCAAUCUUCAUGCAGAGUGCAAAAAUGAUCGGGCGCUUCUCCACAGAAGCGAUGCUGAUGAACUCACUGGGGAUGAUGCUGAUACUACUAGGAGCUCUUGUUAUUCUUGCUAUUUUUAACCCUGGAGCUGGCAAGAUUGACACGUACCGAGGUUCUUCAGAGUGAGAGGGAAUGGAAGGGAAAUGGGAGUGUCUUGUUCUUGGGCUGCAGCUAGUCAUAAACUACACCUUUCUUGCUUCAACCUAGGAAAUUUUAUAUGUAUGUGUCAUUGCCCUCUGGGCUGUUAUUUAUUUUUAAUCUGCGAAUUGAACGAUUAACCCUGUUCCCGUCAGGAACUGUUUCCCUAUCCAUUCUUGUGGCAAACUGAUCAGUCAAGCUGACAGAAAUUACAAAUGAGGAUGUCUUUUGGAGGUG
This is a messenger RNA of Triticum dicoccoides, 1071 nucleotides long. RefSeq names its product probable transmembrane ascorbate ferrireductase 2. The transcript is spliced from 4 exons. Gene Ontology annotation, molecular function: oxidoreductase activity. Lineage: Eukaryota; Viridiplantae; Streptophyta; Magnoliopsida; Poales; Poaceae. The record is from RefSeq and is a predicted model, not a curated record. The coding region runs from base 118 to 822 and encodes 234 amino acids.